GCGGAGGGUUUGAGGGAGCCGGUGAAUUUCGAGGUGGUCUCGGCCGACGCGGAGACCGUGGAGUUCAAGAUCCGGUGCCGCAAUGGGAAGACGCUGCACGAGCGCAGCCGCUUCCAGAAGGACCGCAAGUGGGGCUACGUCUACAGCGGCGAUUCG
This is a messenger RNA of Symbiodinium sp. CCMP2456, 156 nucleotides long. The record is from the annotation of a GenBank genome assembly. NCBI's taxonomy places the organism in Eukaryota, Dinophyceae, Suessiales, Symbiodiniaceae.